Messenger RNA from Porites evermanni, 11003 nucleotides. NCBI's taxonomy places the organism in Eukaryota, Metazoa, Cnidaria, Anthozoa, Scleractinia, Poritidae. The record is from the annotation of a GenBank genome assembly.
CAGCAACGAACUUUGUAUUGUCGCGGCCGAAAGCCGAAUUCGCGUAUUUGAUAUUCAGCGACUUUUACGUUCAACAAGAAGUGAUAUGAAUCGUCUAUAGUGGUUUAGAGUUUUUAAGUAGUUUAAUAGAGACUGGAAGGCGAGAUCAUUUCUCUCCUGAACACAAUCACCAAUGUUUCUCCUGGGUUUUAGUGUUAUAAAGGGCAGGUAGCUCUAUGGCGGCGGAUCUUCUUUCGCCGGGCGAUAUAGUCAGGCAGCGAUGGAAGAUCGUAAGUACGCUUCCUUGACAUUUUAAAGCUGAUUUCCUUGUUUUAUAAGUUCAAGAACGAAACUCGAUCCUUUAUAGAUAAUGGUGGCAGUUUAAGCUGAUUUAACGAUCAUUUUUUGCGUCCAAUUUUCCCCUGGUUUCGCCAGCGUGGCUCAGUCAGUUUUGUUUCGCAAUUAAAAACCUGUUUGGGAAAUCGCGUAUUUGUGCUAUAAACAGCUGAAUCUUCUUUGGAUGUAAACUAAAAUCAAAUACAGGCUUUCCAUAGCAAAUUUAUAAUCUAUAUUCUACGGGGGAAAAGAUUUCGUUUUGUUCACUCGUCGAGUCUUAAACCACACGCAGGAAGUCGAUCGAAAAGAUUUCGUAACGUAGCGAUAUUCAAGCAAAAUGCCGGUUGUAUGAGUCAUCGAGUCAAAUCUCCUACAGUGGUUAAACUAUUGUUAACAUUAGCUGCGCUCAUUUUGUGUUGUUUAUAAUCGUUUUGGGUCCAUUCUGAGAACGUUGACUCAGUUUUAAUCGCGGAAGCAGAAGGCGAAAGGAAAUUACAGCCUUCAGAUUAUUUCCGCUCUGAGAAAUCGUAUGCUCAUAUGCAUUUAUUUUAUCUAGCCAUCUUGUCGAAUGUAAAUAAUGUCGUGAAUGCAUGGCUUGACAGUUCUUAAUAACAACUGGGUUGUGUAAUUUUAAAUGAUAUCGAGUCAACACUUGUACAGACGACGUGACAAUUCUCAUUUCUCUAUAGACUGAAAUGUACAACUUCUAACAAAAACAGACCUAACUAUUCAUGUGAGGGUGCAAGUUUCUUUCAUAUUUUUAAUUCUCUGUGUAUGAUUUUCAAAUAGUACAAAACGUAUAGUCUACAAGGGACUUUGCUGUUUGGCUUUGUUGGGUUAAAGCUGCAAUAUUACAAUAUGCAUAGAGAGCGCGGUCAUGACCUUGUAAGCUUAUAUAUAUGUUUUCUUUUCAUAAACAGGACAAGAAGAUUGGUGGAGGGGGAUUCGGUGAGUGUUUGUUGUGAAAUCAUUUUAAUUUAUAGCAUGAAUAAUGAGUACAGUACGUGUCCUUUCAUAUAUUCAUUGUCACUAAAAAUAAUGCAGUACUUCUAUAAUAAUAUUAGCUAUUGUAAUUCCUUUAUAAAGACAACUAAUUGCAAUAAUUAUUGGAAAACUUGUCAUAAUGUUUAAGUAUCUAGUAAUUUUCUAUUACACCUGCUUAGAGCUGAUUAUUAGCAUUUUUCUUCACAAAUGAACUUUAGUCAACGCAUUUGAGUAAAGUCACCAAUGUCAAUAAAUCAUAACCGAUUUUAGCUACAGUACAAUGAUAUUGCACAUGGUUCAUUCCAGUUCUUCUAUUACUGUAUGUUACUGUAAUUAAGAUUUAAUAGUUCCUAUUGUGUUGGUUAUAAUCCACAAUCUUCUGAGUGUAGUCAAAAUAUCUAAAACCACAAUUUUCCAGAUUAUACUAGCCAUUAUCUUCAUGUAGCCACAGUGACUCCUGCUAACAAUGACUGUAAAAUACUUGCGGCAAUUUUACUUGAACAUGUUUGGUAGCACAUGAGGAGCAUGUGACUUCUGGCAGUAGUUGUUUGUUUGUAAUACAUGCGACCCCAUAAGCAGUUGCCAAUGUAUAGCAAUAAACACAUACUGCUAAAAAGAGUAAUCCUGUAAUCUGGACCAAAUAAGAAAUAAUUCAACUUGGAGUUUUUGUUCGAUUAUUUUGUAAUUAUUUUUUUCAAAAACACAUGUCCCUGAAGAGACAUUAAUAAGGAAUCGCGCCUAUACAAAAUCUUAGGGCAGCAAGCAAUGUUUUAUGUGCACUUUGAACAUGGAGGAUGUGUUAACAGGCAUUAAUAUAAGACUUCACACAAUUUGUUGUGUUGUUGGUUUUUCUGAUGGAGAGAUCAGGUGUAUCUUUCAUCAUCAAUAAAUUUUUGUUUUCGAUUAUGGUGUGUGUGAAUAAAUAAAAUGUUUGUUGACUUACUCAAGCUUACUGUUUAAAUAGUUAUUAGUUUUGCAUAGUGAGCGAAUCAUGUAGUCAAAUACAUUGAAUAAUCAGAUUCAAGUUUGCAAUUUCUUAAAUUCGAAAAUUCAGCAGCAGGUAAAUUAAAACUGAACAAAAAAAUCAUUGGGCAUGAACCUGAUCAUGAAGUGAAACAUUUUUUGGUGGUAAAAAUAAUGAAUGUUAAACAACAAGUAAAGAAACAUUUUAAUCAUGUGAUUGUAAACUUCUGUGAUGUCCUUCCUGCACACACAAUACUAAUGGAGUGGUAAUAUUAAUUCUGGAUGUUUCUGAGAAAGAUUCCAAACUCCUUUGAUGCUCAAGGGACCAAUGUCAUAGAAAUGGCAAUCGUCAUCAGCAGACUUUAAGUGGUGUUGUUUUGUUGUUGAAUUUAGGGGAGAUUUAUGCAGCCCUUGAUCUUGUAAGCAAAGAUUCUGUUGCCCUGAAGGUGGAGUCUGUCAACCAAUCCAAACAGGUCCUGAAAAUGGAGGUUGCUGUGCUCAAGAAACUGCAAGGUAAUUUUCUUUUCUUUCUUCACUAAAGGAAGGCAGUGGAAGUUGUUUGGUGAAGUGGAUUAAUGGUAGAUUAGACUUCCUAUCUGCAGUUGUGGUCAGGUUUCUGAACCAUUAAUUCCCACUGCUGGACUGCUAAUAAUUCAUUUUGAAAGCAGUUUAUUUAUAUCUCACUUGGUCACCAUUUUAGUUGGAAAAACCAGAAACAUUGUCAGGUUUAAUACAUUAUAUUGACUUUUUCUAAAUAUACAUUAAAGACCUUGGCCAAUAUCUAGCCAACCUGACGUCAAUUUGAUGCUUGGUCAAUAAUGAAUAAUAAUAGAAAAAUAUAUGUAUUAUUUUUCUGUGCAUUAUUUUAAAAAAAAAAUUAGGAUAGGUUCCAUUUUUAGCUGGUAUAAACUGCAUCAUUUUCUGUGAAUUUAAAGUUUUUUAAAAUUUCGAUGAGCAUCAAGACAGUGCUAGUCUAAUCCAAUUAUUGUUAUUGUUUUUUAAAGGUUGUAAUAAUGUCUGCAAGUUUAUAAGCUGUGGCAGGAAUGAAAAUUUCAACUACUUGGUGAUGUCUCUACAAGGCGGUAACCUAGCUGAUCUGCGACGGAGUCAGCCCAAGGGAGUGUUCUCUCAGAGCACCAUGUUACGACUUAGUUUUCAGAUUCUUAAGUCCAUAAAAUCCAUACAUGAAGCUGGAUUCCUACACAGGGACAUUAAACCAGUAAGGAUAUUGUUUGUGCAAAUCAGGGCUUGAAAAAAACUAGAAUUCCAGCUCGUCCUUUGGGAAAGCAGCUGUCACAGUUUGCCUGCCCAGGGCCACUUCUUGCCUGGACCUUGCCCAUUGGGCAAGUGAGCUUUGAAAGUUACUUUCCCGGGAACAAAUAUCUACUUGUACUGGACUACUGGAUGGGACUUUUUUAAAAAAAUAAUACACCUUGGCAACUAAAAACAGAAUUACAUUAACUUACAGUGGAACCCCGUUAAUACAGUAACCAAUGGGUAAAAAUAAAUUGGCUGUACUAUCCGGGCAGGCUCAAAUUAAUUUUUAUGACUUGAGGACCAUAAUGACAAAAUACACCGUACAUUGUGUUCACAUUUCUUGAACAACUGUUCUCAUUUAUAAACAACCAAAUAAAGAUAUCGAGUACAGUAAAAACCUGCUCAAAAUUUUCCUUCAGUAAAUAAAACACUUUUAAACUUCACCUUCAAAAUCGCAACAAGUGCACUUUUUGUUUACUGCAGUCUGAAAACAGUUCAAGAACAGGCUCAGAGUACUGCAGGUCGGUAAAAUUGACAUGCCACAGGCAUUUUAAUUUUCUAUAUUUCAAACAAGUGGCUGUAUUUACGGGGUGAAAUUAUAAGAGAUUCUACUGUUUGGGAUUUUAAAAUGUGGCCUUGGCCUUAUUAAUGGGUGACCACAUUAACGUUUUUUUUUUUAUAGAGAAAUGUAUGGCUGUUUUGCCAGGCCAAAAAAAAGUGGCUGUAAUUACUGAGGUGACCGUAAUGUGGGAUUCCACUGUACUUAGAACAGGAGAAGUAAUUACCUAGUGCUAAUGGCGAUAGAAUAAUAAUUUAUUAUAGUGAACUAACUUGCAUUUACUUGGUUUAUUUGUUUGCAGUCCAAUUUUGCUAUGGGUACAACUCCAGAAAUGUGCCACUCAUGUUUUAUGUUGGACUUUGGCUUGGCAAGACAGUACGUCAAGAGUAGUGGAGAAGUUAGAGCAGUGAGUAAACUGUUAAUAUCUCUUUAAUUCUGUUCAAAUCUCCAGUAUCAAAGUGUUGCCUAUGUUGUUUUUUGUCUGUGGUGUCUUUCCAGUGAUCAUGUACGACUACUUUUACUUCCCUGAGCUCCCUUGUUAUUUCUGACAUAGUAAAAUUUUUCAUUUCUUCAAGGCAAGGAACUCAGCAGGUUUCCGAGGCACUGUGCGCUAUGCUUCAAUAAAUGCUCAUGAGAAUAAGGUGUGUGUCACAUUCACUGCUGUUAUCAAUGAAGAAUGAAAAAAGGGCUUUUAAUGAAUGUGUUGUUUUUUGUUCAUUGACAUACCCCAUCCCAAACUAUCCUGAAAAAUAUGCAACACCUGUAAUCUUUGCUAGAAUUUAGUGAAUGGUAAAUUCAUACUUCCAAAAGGUUUAAACCCUAAAAAUAUGCAUAGCUGGAGAAGUCUCUCUAGUACUUGUUUGCGAAAAUAGCACAUAUAAAUUCGUUUUCAGUUUGGUGUGUUUAUUUGGCAGGAAAUGGGACGACAAGAUGACCUGUGGUCAUUCUUUUACAUGAUGGCAGAGUUUGCCAUUGGGCAUCUUCCAUGGAGAAAAAUCAAGGAUAAGGUAUGCGUGCUUUCAAUAAAACUUGUCAGCUACUUCACCUUAAGAAGCUGGCUAUGUUUUUCCCUUAAUUGACAGAAGUAAAACAGGGAAGGAUUCUUUCAAACGUUAUUGAUUCUGCUUGUUACCCUACUCAAACCAGGUGUCCAUUGUCAAGUUUGAUGUAACGACUUUAGUUGUUGAAAGCGUUGUGAUUUGAUCAUAUCCUUUAGUGUGUUAUGAUGAAUUUGAAACAGAAGAAAAUAAGUUAAGCCAAGGAUAAAACUGAACCACAACAAGUACAAAAUAAAAUUGCCCAAAUUAAUUGAUUACCAUAACUUUCUGUGUUUUGUAUAAGGAACAAGUUGGCAAGAUGAAGAAGAACUACGACCAUCAGUUGUUUUUGAAAUCGCUGCCUACAGGCUUCAAACAGUUCCUGGAUCACAUUAGCAAGCUGAAAUAUGAAGAUAAGCCAGAUUAUAAGGUGGGGCUUGAUUUUUGGUUAGUUUAGCCUAUUUACAAUACCCUUUGUGUUAUCUUUUUCUUCAUUAUUCAUUGUCAGGUUGCACUAGAUUAUCACCAAGGUUAUAAACCAUUUCUGAGUUUGCAAAACUCUCACUUUCAAAGUCAGGCUAAGUGCAAAACCUUUCUUGUGAAAAUGAGUUUUAUUUUCAUAAGAAUUAAAAUUUCAUUUUUAUUUCAGUGGCUUUGUACUUAGCCUCGCUUCGAAACAAAGACUUAGGGCAACUCAAAACUAUAGCAUAUUCCACUCUUUGUAGAUGUUGAUUUCAAUCAUUGAAAAAGCCAUUGCAAAAAAGGGAAUUAAAGAGAGUGAUCCAUUUGACUGGGAAAAGACUCCUGGCGAUGCCUCACAGGCAACCACAACCACAAGUACCCCACCCAUGGGACAGAUCUAUACCACACCGGUAGACAACAAGGCUGGCCUUCCAAACCUGCACGGAUCAGAGAGAAUAUCCACUGUUGACAUGCUGGAGGCUGAUCCCAGUGAGCAUGGCAAUGAAGCAAAUAAGAAAGAGAAUGGAGUCAAGAAUGGGAAUGCUAAGAACAAGUUGGGCACAUCAGACAGAGGAGUAAUUCAGAAGAUCAGGGAGGUUUUGGACGCUGUGGAGAAGGAGAAUGGUCAUUUUUUGAAGCCACAAAGUGUUUAUGGGCUUCAGAGGGCCGUCAAGCAGGUAUGUGGAGCGGAAGAUUAUUUUCUUUUUUAGUUUGUUGGAAGAAAAAGUGAAUAAUUGUUAUUGUAAUACUUAUCAUUGUGAUUGGCAAGAAUUCAGCAUUGUUGAACAUUGUGUUAGUUUAUUAAGCUUUGUUUUACCUUACCAAAUGGAAUGGAAGAGCAGCUACAAUCUCUGCUAGACAUCAACCUUUUUGCACCAAAAAGGGGCCAAAGUCAAAAUUCUGUAGUCAAAAAUCGUAAAUUUCUUUUUGUAACACGCUAAAAACAACAGCAUAAUACUUUUGAAAGUACUUUCAACUCUCCCUAAACAGACAUCUCUGUGAGACAGGCAGCUGGUGUUAGUAAAUUCCUUUUUGUAAAACACCUAUAUCAACUGCAUAAUGCAAUUGAAAGUACUGCCAACUCUCCCUUAACGGCCAUUUCUCUGAGACAGACAGCUUGUGUUAGUCCUUGUCGUUUUUCAGUCAGUUAAUGGUGUUAGCGUGAGGUGUGACGUUAUGAAUAUAUUAACACUUCUGAAAUCAAAGGAUUUGUUGAUAUAUAUCUUCCAAGAGAAAAAGACGACAAUGCCCCCUUGUCUAAAAUCAGCGUGUCAAUGCAAAUUGACGGUUAGAUAUUAACACUGUUAUGCUCUUAAAUGCGUGCACACAAAACCGUCUAAAUUUAACUUGAAUGGUGACAUCAUGAUCCAAGUUAAAUUUAGCAGGAUUUGUGAGGAGUCAUCAGAGCAUAUCAGUGUCAAACUGCACGCAAUAGACCGUGCGAGGUCUAUUUUCUUUCUUCACAGCCACGCGUUGCGAGCGAAAAAGCUGAUAAUGUAAUUUGACGGUAAAAAGCAGAAGAGAUUGGGGCGGAGAGAUGAAAAGGGGUUAUUUUCUUGUUUUUUCGUUUUUGCUUUUUUCACUUGGGCUUCCGCCCUCGUUCCACGCGGGUCCCUGCUCGACCCUCACGCGUGUUCGCGAUCUACUAAAACUCGAAAGACAAAUAAGGGGCUGCCUUUAAGGCUGCUUUCAAUCUAUGCACGCAAGCAUGCGUAGUUCGUCUUCCUCUUUCUAAUUAUCUCAACGGAUUGAAGAAGUUGACAAAUUAUAGAAAAAUUUUCGUUUUGGACCAAUUUAUCAGUCCUUAACCAAGAGCGUUUUUCUUUUUUGACAGGAAAAGCCGAUGAACGGAGAAAUAAAUGUGGAAACGCCGGCGAUGAUCUCGGCUAUUGUGCAGGAUGUUCAGAGAGCACAUCUCAAUAAAAAUAAUGAAAAACUGAACAAACCUGCCGACUACAACGCGAUCGACAUCAUACCAAUUCCACAGAUUCAAAUAAACAGUGAAAAAAAUGACAAUGAAGAUCGUUCACAAGAAAUUGUUCCUGACCCUCGUGGGAUGCAUUACCAGGAAACAGCAACAAACCAACCUUCCGUGGAGCUAGGGAUGGAGUUGGAAAAUGAAGACGAUGGUGGGCUUGAAAGUCCACAGCGAAUGACCCCACUUCAAGUAGGUAAUGGUGGAUCUGACUUCAGGAAAGAAGGAACUCCCUCUACGAUACCCGUUUCUAAGGAAUCUCCCUCCCCGGGUGCCGGUGCCCCGGCUACCCCUAUUCCCCUCAUAAGGGAGCCUGCUUUAGCGGAUUCCAAUCCAGAAGCUGCGAAGGAGGAGCCGGAGGAGGGAUUUGUGUCUCCUUGGUCGCCGGGUGUCUUUGAUGACCAGCCCGUUGUAUACAUGCCCCCUCCGGUCGUAGAAACGGAGAACGAUGAGGAGCUAGAGGAACUCGCUAAUGUAGGUAGAACUGAGCGGCAACUGCCUAUGGGUAGUAGCCAUCAUUUGUCCGCCAUGUUUGAACAUCAUCAUCACCAUGACGACAUUAAGAAGCUCGUGCGCGACCUUCCGCUGGAUUCUGAACCCGUGCGACACAGCAGCGAUGAGAGGAAAACCCACGACGAAGUGAGCAGUCAUAAGCUGGACCACAAUUCGCAAGGGAACUCGCCCGAGCCCCCUCCCCAGGCGAAACCUCCGAGUCUGUUCCGUGUACCUUCAGUACUAGAACAAAUGGUAGAUGAACCACCUGCUGAGGAGGCUGGGAAGGCAAGACCUGGGGCACUCUUCCGGGUACCCUCAGUACUGGAACAGAUGAUGGAUGAAGAGCCUAUUGUCGCCAGACACGACGAACCCCCAUUAACCCCCCCUGACGUGGAUGAAUACAAGCUCGAUUCUGCUGAGUUUGCUUCAGACAAGCAGGAGGGGACCAGGUCAACCCACUCACACCACGCCCUUCACGUUGCUGGCUCCCAUGCGAUGGGUGUCACCACGUGUCCGGAUAUUCAUCACAGUGAAGCAGAGUUUGUGUUAGGAGACACUGAAGGAGCACAUGUCGCAGAAGACGUGUCAUCCUUGUCUGAAGAUUCUGUUUGUGAGGACGUCGACUCCCCAAGGGAUGAAAAUAAUUAUACCGAGUUUUCUGUCGAUGAUAAUCCGGCCGAAACCAAUCAAGACCUUCCUUCGAAAGGCGAUGAAAGGUUAGAUGAGGCAAAACUGAACAGCCCUUCCACAAAUGGUGAUCAAGAGAAUAAGGUAGUUUGUGAGGAGGAACGAGUCAGUAAGAUAUCAUCGCUGGAAGAGAAAGAGAGCGAAUCUGAUAAAAAUAAAGUAAAUGAGGACACGCGUAGAAAUAGUAUAUUUUAUAUUGGUAAUCAGAGUGAAGCCGACUCUGAAAAUAGCGAACUAUCAAGUCAUAGAGAACAGAAAGAAGACGAUAACUUCUACUCGGAAGGAAACCGUGAAAAUGUAGUCGAAAAUCAUAAUGAAACUGGAGAGAACGUAGGUGCGGCUAAAAGCGAGUUUGCAGAAGAGAGUCCUGUGAAAGGUGCAGUGCCGGAUUUGCUGGCGGCAGAGCCCAGAAUACCGAGCCUAAACGAGCUCUAUGGAGGAGGAGGAGACAAAGACGAUGUUCAGCAAGAUGCAGCUGAGGACGUUUAUGAUGACUACUGGGCGAUUGAACCCGACGAACCCGCGCAUCAUCAGGAGUUUGGUAACCUGGAUGAGGUCGAGGCUGAAUCUCAUCAUCGAGACUCGCUUCUAAGACCCAAACCUCCGCCGGGCAGAUCAGAACGGGGAUGUAUUUCAGCGAGGUAGGCUGUAAAAAGUUUCGAUCUAGUGCGUUAACUUAUUAAGUAAAAACACUUAAACAACUCCUGGGCUGCGGCAAAAGGUUAACUUUGACUUGGACCAAGGAGUCUAAGUCAGAAUAAGACGGCUGCCUUGUCCUUAGGCGUCUCAAGUGUUUGGUAAAAAGCGCGACUGCAAGUGAGAAAGGAGCAUCGCGCAAUGGAUCAUGGAAACGUCAAGUGUUGGCGCAAAGUACGCUGUAAUGGGUUGACGAAUGAAAAUGAGCCCUUUCCAUGAUCCCUUGCUCGAACCAAAAUCGCCCCAGUCGCUCUCGAUUAUGAAUCUGCUAGAACGCGCCUGGCUACGAGGUAGAUAAGACGGCGUUCACACAGAGCCGAGGGAAAAUGAUGGAAAAUGUUUUUAGACAUGCGGCCAUGACAAAACUGGUUGGUACCUUGAAUAGGGUAGUCUGCUACAGAGCCGUUUUUAGUGUCGUCACGCAACGCUCCUCCCUACUAAGUGGGGAGGAGCGUUGCGUAACGACACUAAAAACGGCUCUGUAGCAGACUAUGAAUAGGGUAGUCAGUCUAUACUCUGAGCAACGCAAGUUAUCCAUGACUGCAGUAACAGCGUUGUGGGUAGAUUGAGAAAACAUCCGACACUUCGCGACGCCGCCACUCGUUUUCCCGCGAAGUGACGUCGGAGAAAGGAGUGCAGCAAUUCCAUACUGAUGACGCGACGGCACCCAGAUGUGGAUGAUGCUUCUGAUUGGCGGAAAAUUUGCUUCCACCAAUCAGACGCACUACCCAGAUCUGGGAAGUGAACGACAUCAGUAUGGAAUUUCUGCGCUCGUGGUUUCGCGCGGAAACCAGUGUAGGCGUCGCGAAAUGUUGGCUGUUUUCUCAAGCUACGUUGGGGGCCUAUUCGUCUUUCUUAUCACUACACCUACUGACUUAGCAUCCCUGACGAUAGUUUUCUGUCAUUGUAAGGGCUUUGAGUUUUGUGAAUUGUUGAAGCACAACCUGCAGGAUGAAUUAAAUGAAUAUUUGUCUUGUCUUCUGUAGAUUACGCCGUUACAAGCCGAGCAAAUCUCGCCUGGAUUUCAUUCGUCCUUUGGUUGCCAUAAGCGACAAGCCUGUGGUAAUUUGAAGCCAGAGAGUAAGUGGAAGGGCAUUGUACCUGUUAGGUUUCCCUUUAUUUUUUUUCCCUUCAAUUUUAUUUUCGCUCCGAAACUAAAAAGAAACACCAUGGAUUCUUCUUAGAAAAAGGACGGUAAAAUUACGAAACCUGGAAAAUUUAAGCGGUGAUGCUUGCUGUGGUGGUAGCAUUAUCUAGUGCGAACCCCAGUAUUCGCACAAAACGAUAAACAAAUGCCAAAAAAAUAAAACACAAUAAACUGAUGAAAAAAGCAAAAUUUUCUAAGUUUGUCGUUUCCGGUGAUUCACGUUGAUCCGAGUCCUCUAUCAUAAAUCGUCUUUGAUAAAUAAGGGUUUAUUAUUUUCUCAUUUUACCAAACUAACAUUAACAUUUAUGGUUGCCUUUAAUUUCUAGAGAAUUUUGUUCAUUGGGUCAAAAUGACACAAAUGUACUCUUUCUGGAAGGAUCGAUGGUUUUUUUUCUCUGAACAAAAAUGUAAAUUUGAGAAUUUCGA